AUGCCGCCCAGCAAUGACGACUUGCGCAGCUGGGCGGCGCUGGAAGGCAAGCGGCUGAUGAACGUCCUAUCGUAUCGCGCCACGUUGGCAGAACUACUGGCCGUGGUGAAAGCACACAGAGAGAAUGGGGAGGAGAUGAGAGGGAGAGUGGGAGGCGGUGUGCGGGAGGAUAGAAGAGGGGAGGAGAGAUGGGGAGAGGGGAAAGAAGGAGGGGAGGGAAGGGAAGAGGAGAGUGUGGGGGAGGGUAAAGUGGGGGAGGGUGGAGGGGGAGAGGAUAGAGGGGAGGAGGGAAAUGUCUCUUCUAAGCGAGUGAAGGGCCAAAAGGAUGGGAAGGCAAGCACCGGUUUGUCCCCUGUACACAUCUGCACCGCAUUCCACCGCAUUGCCAAGCAUGCCAAGCGCAUGGGGGGCAGACGGCGUCUCGUGGACCGGCUCAAAGAGGACGAAACGGUUCGGUGGCUCGGGCGGCAGGUGGAGGCGCUGGCAAAGGGCGGCAGACUCAAGGGCCAGGCUUUGGCCAACGUGGCAUGGGCACAGGCAGAGCUGGGGCACGGUCCACCAUCGUUGCUCAACACUGUCAUGGCAGCAUCGCUCGCGCAGAUCAAAUCCUUCCAGCCGCUGGAAGUGGCCAUUCUGAUGCAUGCACUAGGUUCCACCGCCGGCCUGCCAGCUGUCAACGCCAGCCUGGCGCGGGACCUGCUUGGGCGGCUGAUGUGGGAGCACGUGAUUGGCUCGCUGCACUGCUUCCAGCCGCGCCAUGUUAAGGAGAUCCUGUGGGCCCACGCGCGGCUGAGGGCCCACGCGCGGGUGGGACUGCUGCACUCACACCUGCGCUCCGUGCCCACCCGUACCGCCCCUUCUUCCCUCAAACCCCUCCCCACCGCACCCCCUUUCGCUCUUUACCGAAACUCCUCCCCACUGCGGCCCCUUCCCCUCUUCCCACUCCAUUGCAGGGCCCACGCGCGGGUGGGGCUGCACUCGCACCUGCUCUUCCGCGAGGCGGCAAAGCUUGUCCUUUCUGACAUGAGCAGCUACAGUGCUCCGCAGCUCGCCAUUAUCGCAUGGUACAGCAUGGCCUGGCAUGAUGUGGUAUGUUGUGGCAUGAUGCGCAACAUGAUGUGGCAUGGUCCUUUGCCAAGCUCCACCAUUCAGACGACUCUCUCUUUUGUGCACUUGCUGCCUGGGCCGAGAGCAACGCUCCUGCAUUCGCGUCUCAAGACACCUCCAACAUGCUCUGGUGAGCCGCCCUCUCUUCGUCUAGUGUGCUGCCCUCUCUCCCUCGUCUCACCCUUUGCUCGUGUAAGCAGAGAGCAACGCGCCAGCGUUCUCAAGACACCUCCAACAUGCUCUGCCCUUGCUGCCUGGCCCGAGAGCAACGCGCCUGCGUUCGCGUCUCAAGACAUCUCCAACAUGCUCUGGUUAGCUUUCCUCUCUUCUUCGCAUGACCUCAGGGCAUCGCAGGCAUCAGCUGCUAGAGACAGUGGGGGAGGAGAGCACGAGGGCCUAUGCCACAGCAGGGCAUCGCAGGCAUCAGCUGCUAGAGGCAGGGAGGAGAGCACGAGGGCAUACGCCACAGCAGCAGGCCGCCAAAACCAGCUGCUGCUAAAGGCUGUGGUUGAGGAGAGCACGCGGCAAAUCGUGAGUGCACCGCACCUUACCACACAACUUGUUCCUCCCUUUCCCCAUCCCGUCCUCCCAACCGGGGCGGCGUACGUCACAGCAGGCCACCGCAACCAGCAGCUGCUAGAGGGGGCAGUGGGGGAAGAGAGCACGCGACGAAUGGACCAUCACACCCCAUUUUCCUCCCCCAUCCCCUCUUUUUCCCUUGCCUUUGCCCCUCCUCCAAUCAGGGCGUACGCCACAGCAGGCCACCGCAGCCAGCAACUAUUAGAGGCAUUGGGGGAGGAGAGCACGCGGCGAAUUGUGGGCGGUACACUGGAGAGGGAGGCUGUAUCUGGGCAGGCUGUUGCCAACAUCGCGUGGGCAUUAGCAACGCAGAGUCACUACGACGUCCCCUUUUUCUCCGCCGCUGCUGCCCACGCCACCCGCUACAUACCAAGAUACGCCGGCCGCACCAUUGCCUGCCUGGCGUUUGCCUUUGCUCUGAUUGGCCACACCGCCCCUCCUCUCUUCCUGCGUGUUGAGUCUGAGAUCAUCCGUCGACUAUCACUGCGGUCAGGAGAACAGGAGUUUGGGCGCCAGGCACUGGUGAUGCUCGCAUGGGCUCUCGUGGUGCAUGGCCAAACCGACACACCCUCUGCUGCUCCUGCUCCGCCUGCCGCCGCUGCUCCUUCUGCUGCUGCUCCCAGCACCAGCAUCACCACCAUCAACUCCCCAUCCUCUCUCCCCUCCUCUCCCUCCUCCUCUGCCUCUCUCAGCCCAGCUCUCCCCAUCCUGCGGCACCACCUGCUCUCCCUCACCACCGACCUCACCUCCUCUGAGCUCUGCCAGCUGUAUCAGGUCGACCUGGCCACGCAGCUGGAAGCACCGGAGCACAGCACUCGCCUGGUGGAGGGCGGCAUGGGCGUCAAUCUAGCCACCCAGCUGGAAGCACCGGAGCACAGCACUCGCCUGGUGGCGGGCGGCAUGGGCGGCAUGGGGCAGGCUGGGAGGAGCACGAGUGGCAGUGGGAGCGGUCGACCUACCCACCCAGCUAGAGGCACCGGAGCACAACACUCGCCUGGUGGAGGGCGGCAUGGGCGCCAUGAGGGAUGGGAGGGAGGUGGUGUUCUUUCUGCUUCCCUCCUUCCUGCCUCACUCCCUCCCUCCCUCACUCCCGCUCUUCCGCAGGUCGACCUGGCCACCCAGCUGGAAGCACCGGAGCACAACACUCGCCUGGUGGAGGGCGGGAUGGGCGCCAUGAGGGAUGGGAGGGGGGUGGCUAAGGCGUGCUGGGAAGCAGCCCACAAGGCAGAGAAGCUCCAGGUUUCAGGGCUUCAGAGAGACAUCAGCUGCGCCCUGCACCAGAUGCACCUCCCCCACACCCUCGAGUACCGAGACGGCGACUACAGCAUCGACCUCGCCCUCCUCCUGCCUCUCGCCGCAACAGAAUCUACGGGGAGUGACUCUACGCGGAGUGAUUAUAGGAGAAUGGAACGCCGUGUUCUCAAGAUAGCAGUGGAGGCUGACGGGCCGUCACACUUCACUAUAAGCACGUCUGGAAUGACAACUGAGCAGCAGCAUCAGCAGCACUCUCAGCAGCACCCCCAUCAGCACAAUCAGCAGCAGCAGCAUGUGCCGCUGGGUCCCACUCGCCUCAAGGCCAGGCUGCUGCGCUGCCGAGGCUGGCAGGUGGUUCAGAUACCUUUCUUUGAGUGGGAGUGCCUGUCGGACCUCCACCAGAAGCAGACAUAUCUCGCCGCCCGUCUCGGGCCUCUGGCCAUGCAGCUGGCGCGUGCAGCAGCAGCAGCGGAUGCUGACGUGGCACUGGAACAGGCUGGUGGGACUGGGGAAGGUAGAACUGCGGAGCGUAGAAUUGAGGAGGGUGGAUGUGGGGAGGGUAGAACUGGGGAGGGUAGAACUGGGGAGGGUAGAACUGGGGAGGGUAAAACUGGGGAGGGUAGAACUAGGGAGGAUGAGACUGGGCUGAGUGACAAACAGCAAGAGGAAGUGGGAUUGAAGGAGGGGCGAGUGGCAGAAGAGGCGGAGCAGGUUGGGGGAGGGGAAUUUAAGCCUAGGGAUGGAGAAGGGAAGGAGGUGGACGAGAAAGUGAAGGAGGGGGAGGAGGGAGCACAGAGGAGGGAGGGAGGGGAUGUCAUUCCUGAGAAGUCUCAAAAGGAAGGGGAGGAGGAAGAUGAGGAGAGGAGGAAGGGAGGGGAUGUGUUGAAGCGAGCAGAGGUGCUGGGUGCGUGGAAGGCGGGGCAGGGCAAGGGAGGGCUGGGGGCUGACAGGCUGGCACUUCUGAGAAAGGCUGCUGUGAGGAGAGGGCUAACACAGAAGUAG
This is a messenger RNA of Closterium sp. NIES-65, 3942 nucleotides long. NCBI's taxonomy places the organism in Eukaryota, Viridiplantae, Streptophyta, Zygnematophyceae, Desmidiales, Closteriaceae. The record is from the annotation of a GenBank genome assembly.